Molecule: messenger RNA, 1575 nt
Organism: Zygosaccharomyces rouxii
Lineage: Eukaryota; Fungi; Ascomycota; Saccharomycetes; Saccharomycetales; Saccharomycetaceae
Gene: CDC14
Product: phosphoprotein phosphatase CDC14
Exons: 1
Coding region: 1-1575 (524 amino acids)
Biological process (GO): regulation of exit from mitosis; microtubule cytoskeleton organization; positive regulation of cytokinesis
Cellular component (GO): mitotic spindle pole body; nucleolus; mitotic spindle midzone
Molecular function (GO): protein tyrosine/serine/threonine phosphatase activity; protein serine/threonine phosphatase activity
Source: RefSeq, a predicted model, not a curated record
AUGAGGAGGAGUUUAUAUUUGGAUAAUACGAUCGAAUUUCUAAGAGGUAGAGUUUAUCUAGGUGCCUAUGAUUAUACACCAGAGGAUACAGAUGAGCUCGUUUUCUUCACAGUAGAAGAUACGAUUUUUUACAACAGUUUCCACCUAGACUUUGGGCCCAUGAAUAUUGGUCAUUUAUACAGAUUUGCUGUUAUAUUCCAUGAAAUUUUGAAUGAUCCCGAUAAUACGAAUAAAGCGGUUGUUUUCUAUUCUUCGACUUCAACGAGACAAAGGGCGAACUCAGCAUGUAUGCUAUGUUGUUAUAUGGUUUUAGUUCAGGGAUGGACACCACAUCAAGUUUUACAACCGCUAGCACAAGUGGAUCCGCCAUUCAUGCCAUUCAGAGAUGCAGGUUAUUCAAAUGCCGAUUUUGAAAUUACCAUUCAAGAUGUAGUUUAUGGAGUCUGGAGAGCAAAGGAAAGAGGUUUAAUUGAUUUGCAUUCAUUUAAUUUAGAAAAUUAUGAAAGGUAUGAACAUGUGGAAAAUGGUGAUUUAAACGUUUUAACCCCGGAUUUUAUUGCAUUUGCAUCCCCACAAGAAGAUUCAAGGCUUAUAAACAGUAAUACUGUGUCAUCCAAAUCUCAUUUAAAUCAGGCAUUUCGUAGCGUUCUGAAAUUUUUUGCCAAUAAUAACAUUCAAUUGGUGGUUAGGCUCAAUUCUCCCCUGUACAAUAAGAAGCAUUUCGAGGAUGUGGGGAUACAACAUUUAGAUAUGAUUUUUGAGGACGGAACUUGCCCGGACCUUUCCAUUGUACAAAAUUUUGUUGGUGCUGCAGAGACAAUUAUUAAAGGUGGAGGUAAAAUAGCAGUACAUUGUAAAGCUGGAUUAGGCAGAACCGGAUGUCUGAUAGGUGCACAUUUGAUUUAUACCCAUGGAUUUACCGCUAACGAAUGUAUUGGAUUCUUAAGGUUUAUGAGACCAGGGAUGGUUGUAGGACCUCAACAGCAUUGGCUCUAUUUACACCAAAAUGAUUUCAGAGAAUGGAAAUACACAAUGAGAUUAUCAUUAGUACCUAAUGAUAUAAUCGGUAACCUUUACCCUCUGGUUAGUUUCGACAAGUAUCGUUCGCAAAAAAGAAGACUUAAGGAUGAAAGAAGGCAUAGAGUCUAUAGAGAUGGGGAUGAGAAUGAAGCAAAGGAUUUGGCAAUGACACCACCGAGUCCCAAAAAGAUUCCUACAAACUUUGGGGCAGCAGCGGUUCCUCAGAAUUCGCCAGGUCAACCAAGAAAGGGUCAAAACGGAACUAAUACCAUUGAAGAGCUUCAAAGGGCGAAAGCUAAGAGAUUGGGUACACGUCAUGCACAAGCUAUUGCCGAUAACAAUUCUGAUGAUGAUAUGAUGCAACAGGACGAUACCACCAGCGCCAAUAGUAAGGUGCUCAACGAUGUGGAUAAAUCUGCACAAUUCGAAGAUGGUGAUGAGGAUGCACUUCUCAGACAGCUACUACCUAAAAACAAGCGUAUCAGUUCUGGUAGAAGGACUGCAAGUGCCACCGGUGGUGUACGUAAGAUCAGUGGUACUUCGAAAAAACUAUAG